Microtus ochrogaster (prairie vole) is the source of this 2199-nucleotide messenger RNA. RefSeq names its product transglutaminase 6 (gene Tgm6). Gene Ontology annotation, biological process: peptide cross-linking. The record is from RefSeq and is a predicted model, not a curated record. Lineage: Eukaryota; Metazoa; Chordata; Mammalia; Rodentia; Cricetidae. Gene Ontology annotation, cellular component: cytoplasm. Gene Ontology annotation, molecular function: protein-glutamine gamma-glutamyltransferase activity.
AUGGCGUCUUGGCAGUGCAGCUCCGUCACAGGUUCGGCACUGCGCAUACCUCUGGCUCAGCACCACCACGAUGCCCAACAGGAAGGGGUCCGAGUCACCAAGGUGGACUGGCAGCAUUCAGAAAAUGGUGCUGCCCACCACACCCAAGAUUACCCUUGCCCAGAGCUGGUGGUUCGAAGAGGCCAGCUAUUCAGUCUCACCCUGGAUCUAAGCAGAGCCCUGGACAGCGAGGAGGCCCUCAUCUUCACUGUGGAGACAGGACCCCACGCAUCUGAGGCUCUCCACACCAAAGCCAUAUUCCAGACUUCAGAGCUAGAAAUGGGGGACACCUGGACAGCUGCAAAAGAGGAACAGACGGAGAAUACUGUCACCGUCACCCUCGCGAGCCCUCCCAACGCAGUCAUUGGCCGAUACACGCUCAGUGCCAGGGCCUCUUCCCGCCGGAAACACAGUGACCGCAAGCUGGGCCAGUUUAUCCUCCUGUUCAAUCCCUGGUGCCCAGAGGACGACGUGUUUCUGGACUCAGAGGAGGAGAGGCAGGAGUACGUGCUUAACGACAGUGGCAUCAUCUUCCGAGGCGUGGAGAAGCACAUCCGGGCCCAGGGCUGGAACUACGGGCAGUUUGAAGAGGACAUCUUGAACAUCUGCCUCUCCAUCCUGGACCGAAGUCCUAGCCACCAGGAUGACCCGGCCACCGAUGUGUCCCAUCGCCAUGACCCAGUCUAUGUCACCAGGAUCAUCAGUGCUAUGGUGAACAGCAACAAUGACCGUGGUGUGGUACAAGGCCAGUGGCAGGGCAAAUAUGGCGGUGGCACCAGCCCACUGAACUGGCGUGGCAGCGUGGCCAUCCUGCAGAAGUGGUUCAAGAGCAGAUACAAGCCAGUCAAAUAUGGCCAGUGCUGGGUCUUUGCUGGAGUCAUGUGCACAGUCCUCAGGUGUCUGGGGAUCGCCACCAGGGUGGUGUCCAACUUCAACUCAGCCCAUGACACUGAUGGCAAUCUGAGUGUGGACAAAUAUGUGGACACCUUUGGCCGGACCUUGGAGGACCUGACAGAAGACAGUAUGUGGAAUUUCCAUGUCUGGAAUGAAAGCUGGUUUGCACGACAGGACCUGGGCCCAUCCUACGAUGGCUGGCAGGUUUUGGAUGCCACGCCUCAAGAGGAGAGUGAAGGCAUGUUCCAGUGCGGCCCUGCCUCAGUCACUGCCAUUCGCGAGGGUGAUGUCCACCUAGCCCACGAUGGCCCCUUCGUCUUUGCCGAGGUCAAUGCAGACUACAUCACCUGGCUAUGGCAUGAGGACCAGAGGCGGGAGCGCGUGUACUCAGACACCAAGAAGAUUGGCAGGUGCAUCAGUACCAAGGCAGUGGGCAGUGACUCUCGUGUGGACAUCACGGGCCUCUACAAGUAUCCAGAAGGGUCCCGGAAGGAGAGGCAGGUGUACAGCAAAGCUAUGAAGAAACUGCUCAGCUUGGAACCCUGGGGGAGGAGGAGGCGGAUCCGCAGGGCCGGUUUACGUGCUGUCUGGCGUGAUGACCUCCUGGAACCGGCCACCAAACCCAGCAUCACUGGCAAGUUCAAAGUGCUGGAACCACCGGUGCUUGGCCAGGAUCUGAAGCUAGCUCUGUGCUUGACCAGCCUCACCGCCAGGGCCCAGCGGGUCCGAGUCAAUCUGAGUGGCGCCACCAUCCUCUAUACCCGCAAGCCAGUGGCAGAGAUCCUGUGUGAAUCUCACACAGUGAAGCUGGGGCCACUAGAAGAGAAGAAGAUCCCAGUCACAAUAUCUUACUCUCAGUACAGAGAAGAUCUGACGGAGGACAAGAAGAUCCUGUUGGCUGCCAUGUGUCUUGUCAGUAAAGGGGAGAAGCUCCUGGUGGAGAAGGACAUUACUCUGGAGGACUUCAUCACCAUCAAGGUGCUGGGCCCAGCGGUGGUAGGAGUGGCGGUCGCUGUGGAGGUGAUGGUGAUCAACCCCCUCUCGGAGAGUGUAAAGGACUGUACGCUGAUGGUAGAGGGCAGUGGCCUGCUCCAAGGGCAGCUCAGUAUCGAGGUGCCCAGCUUGCAGCCUCAAGAGAGGGCCUUGAUCCAGUUCAACAUUACCCCCUCCAAGAGUGGCCCAAGGCAGCUGCAGGUGGACCUUGUCAGCCCGCAGUUCCCAGACAUCAAGGGCUUUGUGGUCAUCCACGUGGCUACAGCCAAGUGA